This is a messenger RNA of Antrostomus carolinensis (chuck-will's-widow), 744 nucleotides long. Its product is annotated as zinc finger and BTB domain-containing protein 47. NCBI's taxonomy places the organism in Eukaryota, Metazoa, Chordata, Aves, Caprimulgiformes, Caprimulgidae. Gene Ontology annotation, cellular component: nucleus. The record is from RefSeq and is a predicted model, not a curated record. The transcript is spliced from 5 exons. Gene Ontology annotation, biological process: regulation of gene expression. The coding region runs from base 1 to 744 and encodes 247 amino acids.
AUGCUGGUGGUACCAAGGCACGUUCCCCAGCUUCCCUGCCCAUCCUCUCUCUCCUUGCAGUGCGUGACAUGUGGGAAGGGGUUCAAGAAGCUCUGGUCCCUCCAUGAGCACAACAAGAUUGUCCAUGGCUACGCUGAGAAGAAGUUCUCCUGUGAGAUCUGCGAGAAGAAGUUCUACACCAUGGCCCACGUGCGCAAACACAUGGUUGCUCACACCAAGGACAUGCCAUUCACCUGUGAGACCUGCGGGAAGUCCUUCAAGCGCAGCAUGUCUCUCAAGGUCCAUUCACUCCAGCACUCUGGGGAAAAGCCUUUUAAAUGUGAGAACUGCAACGAGCGCUUCCAGUACAAGUACCAGCUGCGCUCCCACAUGAGCAUCCACAUCGGCCACAAGCAGUUCAUGUGCCAGUGGUGUGGCAAGGACUUCAACAUGAAGCAGUACUUUGACGAGCACAUGAAGACGCACACGGGUGAGAAGCCCUACAUCUGUGAGAUCUGCGGGAAGAGCUUCACCAGCCGCCCCAACAUGAAGCGACAUCGCCGGACCCACACGGGCGAGAAGCCGUAUCCCUGCGACGUCUGCGGUCAACGCUUCCGCUUCUCCAACAUGCUCAAAGCCCACAAGGAGAAAUGUUUCCGCGUCAGCAACCCCUUGGCUUCGGACACAGCCACCCCACAACCCACUGCCAGCCCAGCUCCGCUGCCCCCCGGCUACUCAAUAUUUGAUAGAUUCAUCUUCAAUUAG